Messenger RNA from Lates calcarifer (barramundi perch), 1384 nucleotides. RefSeq names its product arp2/3 complex-activating protein rickA. The record is from RefSeq and is a predicted model, not a curated record. The transcript is spliced from 2 exons. Lineage: Eukaryota; Metazoa; Chordata; Actinopteri; Centropomidae. Bases 127 to 678 code for a protein of 183 amino acids.
CUUCCCCUGCUAGACUCAGCUGCUACUGACAUUUGAUGACAUGAAUGUUUCUGAUUCAUAUAGAGGUUCUGCUCAUAUAGUCUGACGCAGUGUCUGUGAGGUGGUUCAUUAGUAAAAUCCAAGGCAAUGACCUCUGACCUCCCAGCUCUCACUGAAGUGGAGGCCUCUAAACCUGCUGCUGCCACAGCAGAGCACAGCAGCACCAUCCGAACCCAGAGCCUUCCAGAAACCAGCAGCGCCACUAUGCUGGACAUACGAAACCCACUGUCCCUGGACUCUCCUUCUCCUCUAACGCCUCCUCCUCCUCCUCCUCCGCCGCCACCGCCUCCUGCUGCCGCAGACAGCCCUGACCUCCCACCUCCGUCACCUCCGGUCCUGCCUCCGCCCCUGCCGUCGUCCAAACCUUCGUCCACUUCCAGCCCUCCUCCCCCGACGCCACCUCCUGCCGAGAGCCCCCAGCGCCCGACCACCCUCAACCUAAAGACACUGCCGCGGCCCACCGUGAGGGAGAACGGAGGCCCACCGGUCGGGGUGGAUGAGGAUGAGGAGGAGAGGAAGAUGCUGGAGGAAGAUCUGAAGAAAUGUAUUGAGGAUUUCAAAAAGAUCCGCCUGCCCAGAGUGUUUCCGGAUCGCAAAAGGCACUGGCAAAGUGACUUGCUCAAGAAGUAUGAUGCGUAGAAAGCAACACAGUGAACAGACUUGACAAGGAUUUUAUAACUGACGAGAACAUGUUGUGAGCAGUGGACUCCAGCUUUAUAUUCACAGCAAAUUUACUUAAACCUCUAAUGUGGUAGCUUUUGCAUGUCAACAAAACAAAAUUGAUGAAGUGUAGUGCUUAGGCUGAGUCUAGCAAUCACACAUGCAAGAUUAAAACACUAGGAUUUGUCUUUUCCCAUCAUAGAAAACAACACCCUUUUAGAAAUUAUAAGUGACACUUCUUUGUUCCACACAGCCAUUUGGAAACAUAUUUUGAAUCAUCUUCUUUUCACUCACUCAGGAUAAUAUGUAAUGUCAUUAAUUAGAGAUUUCUGCCCUGCUUUCUGUGACGUGUCCACUGAUCAAGCAACUGGAAAAUGUAAGCUAAGUGUGAAAUUUUAGGCAUUUGACCUUGCUGAUGCAAAAUAAAAGAAAAAAGCCAAAUCUCCGGUGCUAAUCAUCUAAACUAUUCCAUCUCAUCAAUAUUAACCGUGUGACUUCAAAGCCUUUCUUCUCCUCCCUGCCUGUGAUUCAAAAGCGCUGCAGUUUGGCUCAUUUUGUGAUUACAUUAUCUUGAAGCUAUGGAAAGGAUUCAGAGCGAGAAUGUGGUGUACCAGGAAGCGAAGUGGGUAAUUACAGACAGCCAGCAUGUGGAAUAAUAAUGACAAUAAUGGCUACAUGAAUCAAU